GCUAUACCGUCUUCAUUGAAGUUUACCUGGCUCACGCCUAAGGAAACUUACAGGACGGGUAAAGGGCGUUUUCUAAGUCAGGCAUCACAGUUUAACGCAGUGUCCUCAAAGUUCCCCCUGACUGGGUCCUGCCACAUUUUGUGUGCAUUCAUGUUUUUUUUUCUAUUUUUAAUUUUGAUUUUGUUUGGGAAUUCGCAGGUUUCAAGUCAUCUAUCAAUGCGGUGUGUUCGCUUCGCGUUCUUCCCUGAAACUCUGCCAUGUGAAGGAGAUUUGGGCUCUUGCCUUGAUGCAGGUAAAGCAUCACACGGCGUGCGCGUCAGUCCUCGAUACCGUUGGCACCUGAACGAUUUUUCCACUCAUUUUCAUGUAAAAUCAGCGGAGUUAGGGACUAUCUUGCCCUUUACAAACAACAUUGGGGCCUUCUGUGGUGUCGUCUUCUUUGAGGGCAGCCUCGGUGGUCUCGCCUAUGUCAACACCUUUGACCUCGUUCUCAAGACAGUACGUCCGACUUCCACUCUUUCUCGCUUCUCAAUGCCAAUGCUAGCGAUCUGCGAAACGCCGCCUUGGCAUAAGGUUCAGGAGUGA
This is a messenger RNA of Hydatigera taeniaeformis, 585 nucleotides long. NCBI's taxonomy places the organism in Eukaryota, Metazoa, Platyhelminthes, Cestoda, Cyclophyllidea, Taeniidae. The record is from the annotation of a GenBank genome assembly.